UAACUUAAACUAGGCCUUUCGUAAUGUCGGAUCGUCCAAAUGCGGUGGCUCUAGCCGCGACACUGGCAGGUGUCGCUGUCUUUAAAUACACAUGUUUAGUUUGGAUGUCCAACAAGUAUCGAACCAGGCCAUUCGAGAAGGUCGGAACUAUUUCGGAGCUGUACGUGUUCCCGACCAAAUCGCUCGGGGGGCUUCGAGUCGACUCGGCUGAUUGCACACCCACUGGCUUAACAUUUCAAGGUGUCACAGACAGACACUGGGCUGUGGCGGCGAGCACGGGAGUUUACGUCACGCAGCGCCAGAUCCCUAAGAUGGCGCUCAUUUCCACCAGUCUACAGGGAGAUACUAUGCUCCUGGACGCCCCAGGGAUGUCCUCCCUCAUUAUCCCUAUCCACCCCAAGCAGGGACCAAAGACAUGGGUCUCGAAAAUUAAAAUAAAGGAGGAGUGGUCAACUUCUUUGGACCUCGGUGAUGAGGCGGCCAGCUGGAUGGACAAGUUUCUUGGCAAGACUGGACUACGUGUUCACUUCUCGUCCCCAGAAAUGGACAAGCGUGACGCGUCUAAUGUCACAAAACUAUGGAAACACAACGCCAAAAAGGGCGACACGCUGGCGUUCUCCGACUAUUGUGGUUAUAUGCUAAUGACCUCAGCAAGCCUUAACGAGCUCAACAAACGAUUGGCUGAGCCAGUGACCAUGCUGAACUUCCGGGCGAACAUUGUGGUGGACGAAUGUCCAGCCUUUGAUGAGGAUGAUUGGGACGAAGUUAAGAUCGGUAAAGCAACAUUCAGAAACAUCGAUGCAUGCACAAGGUGUAUCUUGGUGACGGUAGAUCCAUUUAAGGGAGAGAAGAGCAAGGAUGAGGAACCACUGACCACGCUGAAAAAGUUCCGUUUGAAGCCACCUUAUGGUCCGAAACCAUGCCUGGGAAUCCAUCUUGCCAUGGACCAUAAUGACACCAUACACACUGGUGAUGUGGUAUACGCAAGGAGGAAGCGGAACUAGAUCUAGAUAACCGGAAACGGAAAUAAUAAUAUAAUGAUUUCGUUGUUUUGUAAAAGUGAAUAAUUUUUCAAAUAUUCUAGAGUGUUACUAUAUAUGUGCAGCACAAAUGAAUUUACAGGAAUGAUUGUUUUGUCUUGACUGAUACAUUUGUGCAAUGUCACAAGCAAGAUGUAAUGAAGUGCCCUUUUUAUUUCUUGUUUGAAAAGGAGAACACUAUCAUAUACAAUUAUAAAUCAGUGAUGAAAUAUUUGUUGUGAAUGUUAUACAUUGUUGGAAGAGAGCAAAUACAUAGGAUACAUAUUUCACGUUCUUACUAACGUGUGUAAUUAUACAUCUGUCACAUAUCUUUUAUAUAUGAAACUACAUAUCUGGUAUAUGAAUACACUAAUAUCAUUGUGUAUAGAUGUGAUUACAGGUCUGUCAUAAGAUCAACCAAAUGUUAUUACAGAUUCCUCACAUACCAAAGUAUAGAUAUAUAUUUACCGAAAUUUCAUAUGAUCACACUAAUGUUAUUCAUAUCUGUCAUAAGAUCACAUAAAUGUAAUUCAUAUCUGACAUAAGAUCACAUAAAUGUAAUUCAUAUCUGACAUAAGAUCACAUAAAUGUAAUAACAGGUCUGUCAUAUGAUUACACAAAUGUAAUUACAGGUCUGUCAUAUGAUUACACAAAUUUAUUUACAUGUCUGUCAUAUGAUAACACAAAUUUAAUUACAUGUCUGUCAUAUGAUUACACGAAUGUAAUUACAUGUCUGUCAUAUGAUUACACUAAUGUAAUUACGGUUCUGUCAUAUGAUUACACAAAUUUAAUUAAUACAUGUCUGUCAUAUGAUUAUACUAAUGUAAUUACGGUCUGUCUUAAGAUUACACAAAUGUAGUACGGGUGUGUCAUAAGAUUACACUAAUGUAAUUACGGGUCUGUCAUAUGAUUACACUAAUGUAAUUUCAUAUCUGUCACACACAUUACUAUAGAUGUAAUAACAGAUCUGUUUUAUGAUUACUCUAAUAUAAUUACAUAUCUGUCACAUAUCAUUGUAUCAUUUUAUAGAUGUAAUUAUAGAUAGGUCACAUAUAAUCAUACAGAUGUAAUAAACGAAAGUUCAUGAAUAUAAUUACACUAAUGUAAUUACAAAUCGGUCACAUCAAUAUAUACUUAUGUCAUUACAAGUUUGUUAUUACUUUAAGUCUUCCGACUUAUCAGUUACAAUAUAUAUACAGUACAAUAUAAUAUAUAAAACAUAUGUUUAAUAAAAUAUGAAUUUAGCUCUUAUGUCAGCAUUACAAGGACAUUUCAAAAUGAAACGAAAUUCAAUUUCUACCUCAUUCAUAUUACAUAAUGUCCACAAUCUGUUUCCUCUUUCGAUAUUGUUUUACCUGCCACAUUCAAUAUUUAAUCUGUGUGCUGAUAGUCUUAUUUUAUAAAGAUGUUUUACAUAAUUGAUAUUGAUAGAUUUAUACAAAUAAAAUAACAAAUAUAUUGAUAAAAGUGCACCUUUUGCAGAGGAUGUUAUUUUUUCAAGACAUUCUUGUUUGAAUAUACAAAAAUAUGUAUCAUUAUUUAGACUCGGGGCUUCCCACACAUAAGCCAGACCAAUUACGUAUAAUUCUUGCCUCACCUUACUAACCAUAUAUCCUAGUUACAUCGUAUCUCAGAGUAGCAUUAUUUUAAAAUAUAGUUUUCAGAACCUCUUAAUUUUAUCCAAUAUUUGAAAAUACGAAAUUUUCGAACUAUAUUCAUAGGAUACCUUCCUAGUUCAUAAUAUGCCAUAUAAUUACCUGCCUUACUAUGUAACCUCAAAAUCAAUUUGCAAAAAAAUACAUGUAACUUUUCUAUAUCCGGUGCUGCAUGGAAGCCCCAUACUUACGUAAUUACAUAUUUGUCUUGGUACGUACUAUUUAUAUAA
This is a messenger RNA of Mizuhopecten yessoensis (Yesso scallop), 2904 nucleotides long. Its product is annotated as mitochondrial amidoxime-reducing component 1-like. Lineage: Eukaryota; Metazoa; Mollusca; Bivalvia; Pectinida; Pectinidae. The record is from RefSeq and is a predicted model, not a curated record. The coding region runs from base 24 to 1004 and encodes 326 amino acids. The transcript has 7 exons. Gene Ontology annotation, molecular function: catalytic activity; molybdenum ion binding; pyridoxal phosphate binding.